Messenger RNA from Aspergillus neoniger CBS 115656, 772 nucleotides. Its product is annotated as putative BYS1 domain protein. The transcript has a single exon. The record is from RefSeq and is a predicted model, not a curated record. Bases 64 to 543 code for a protein of 159 amino acids. Lineage: Eukaryota; Fungi; Ascomycota; Eurotiomycetes; Eurotiales; Aspergillaceae.
CCAGCCAUCCAACAAUCCACACAACAACACCUCCAUUAAACCCACUCGAACCACUCUACCAAAAUGCAUCUCACCACCAAAACCCUCCUCUCCCUCCUCCCCCUCCUCCCCCUAACCACCGCCACGGGCUCCGCCAUCGUGCAAAACAACUGCACCUCCCCGAUCUACCUCUGGUCCGUGGGCGGCUCCGUCAGCAGCAUGCAAACCAUCGACCCGGGCUCCAGCUACAGCGAGACCUUCUACUACGAUACGACCUCUGGUGGUGUUGCUUUGAAGAUCACCACCACGGAGAACGGUCUGUACAGCGGCGCUCCGCAGACGGAUUACGCCUACACUUUGGAUACCUCCUCCGGUAACGUGUUUUAUGAUAUCUCGGAUGUCUAUGGCGAUCCGUUCUCGGGCAGCGUGGUUAGUCUCGUCUCGAGUGAUGCUAGCUGCCAGAGUGUUUGUUGGGCUGGGGGUGUGCCCCCUGCUGGAAGUGUCGUGAGGAGUUGUCAGGAUGAGGCGGAUGAGGUCUUGACGGUUUGUGCGGAUAGUUGUUAGAGUUGGAUGGAUUGCUAGGUUGAGGAUGACGGGGGUUAGAGUGGUGAUUUAGGGAAGGGUUGGGGGAUUGGGGAUUUAAUGUGAGGUUGUUGUUUGGGUUUUCUUGGGGAGGGAUAUCUGGUGGAAUGAGUUUGUGUGUAGGUAUGUCACUAGUAGCUGAAUUUAUGAUUGUACUAUGCCAUGUCCAUGUUUAACGGGACUUAGUACUAAUAGAGGUGACGCAAGUAUA